AUGUCACAGCUCAAAGGUGCCCUGGUCGCCUUGCUGGGCCUCGUGGGCUCUGCGGUGACUGCGCCGUCAGGAUGCACCAGCAACUCAGUCAAGCUGCAAUGGGUUGGCGACACGCCCGACUACACUACAGGUACCACCUUCGGUGUACCUUGGCCGCAGGGCAAGUUCAAGCCCAAUGACACGUCCUUCAGCAUCUCGGGAGGGAUGGAUAUGGAGUCCUGGGUCACCGGGUACUGGCGUGAUGGGAGUGUCAAAUGGUCCGCGCACGCAAUUCCUCCCAUCGAAGACGUGCAGGACGAGUACACCAUCAAGGCGUCUCGCGGGUCCACUCCGAAAACGGGCAGUAUCUCCGUGGACGACUCGGAUUCCGAAGUGACCGUCGACACCGGAAAGAUCACCGUCACCUUCCCCAAGGAGGGCAACUCUCUCAUCAGCAGCAUCCAGACAGCCAGUGGGAAGACGGUCGGUCGGAACGGGAAGCUCAUCCUGCACUCCCAAUCUACGAUCGCCGACGACGCUGCCAGCCGUACUGGCACUUCGAUCGACUACUUCAACUUUGAGAGCAACAUUGAAAAGGUCGAGGUCAGCAAGGACUCGUCUGUGCGUGCCCUCGUCACCGUGCGCGGCAAGUACCAACUCCAAUCCGGAGGCGAGCAUGACGACUGGCUGCCAUUCGUGCUUCGCUUCUACCUCUACUCCGAAUCGGACAGCAUCCGCGUCAUUCACUCUGUGGUCUUUGAUGGUGAGGCCGACAAAGAUUUCGUCUCCGGCCUUGGCAUUCGUCUCCAAGUUCCCCUCGCCGAGGAAGAGCUAUACAACCGUCACGUCCGGCUGGGUGGUGUGGAUGAUGGCUUCCUCCACGAGGCUGUAAAGGGGAUCACUGGCUUGCGAAGAGAUCCUGGUGAAGAGGUCAGGUCCGCCCAGUUCAAAGGCAAGGAGACUCCCAACAUUGACACCUGGGACACGCGCGUUUCCUCGCGCAUGCACUGGAUCCCUGACUGGAAUGACUUCAGCCUGAGGCAGCUCACGGCGGAUGGCUUCAGCCUGAGAAAACGUACAAAGCCCGGUCAGAGCUGGAUCGACAUCUCGGCUGGCACUCGCUCAUCGGGUCUGGCGUACCUUGGCGGCGCUACCGUGGGUGGUCUGGCUGUUGGCCUCCGUGACUUCUACAAGCAGUAUCCUUCUGGUCUCGAUAUCUCAAAGGCUGCAUCUGACAAUGGUGAGAUCACGCUCUGGCUGCACAGUCCUGACGCGGAACCUCUUGAUCUUCGCCCUUACCACGACGGCAUGGGCCAGGACACGUUUGAGGAACAGCUCGAUGCCCUUGAGAUCACAUAUGAGGACUAUGAGCCUGGCUUCGACACCCCCUACGGCAUCGCCAAGACCAGCGAAAUCUACAUCCACGCCUUCGAUGCUACCCCCUCCGCUGAGCGCCUGGGACAGCUGAGCAAGCACCUCCAGGCCCCUCCGGUCCUGUACGCUGAUCCCAAGCACAUCCACGCCACCAAGGGUUUCGGUUCGUACUGGGGCCUUGUGGACCGUUCUACCCCUCGGGCUGAAACAAUUGAGGACAACAUGGCUUUCCUCAACGAGUUCUACCAAGGCCAAGUCGAUGAACGUCGCUGGUUCGGGUUCCUGCAUUAUGGCGACGUGAUGCACACCUACGACAAUGACCGCCACACCUGGCGAUACGACAUUGGUGGCUACGCCUGGGACAACUCCGAGCUGUCGCCCGAUCUCUUCUUCUGGCAAUACUUCCUCCACACCGGCGACGCCAGCGUCUACCGCUUUGCAGAGGCCAUGACGCGCCACACGGGCGAGGUGGACUGCUACCACAUUGGCGACUGGAAGGGCCUGGGCACUCGCCAUGGCGUCCUCCACUUCUCCGACAGCGCCAAACAAGCUCGCAUCGCGCAGCCGCAGUAUCGCAAGUACUUUUACUACCUGUCAGGAGGCGACGAGCGCGUCGGCGAAAUCCUCACCGAGACCCUCGACGCAGACAAGACCUACGGCAAGCUCGACCCCGUACGCAAGGUACGCGAGGACGGAUGGGUCCCCGAGCCAGGGAAGCCCUUCACCUUUGGCCUGGGCACAGAUUGGGGCGCGCUGGCUGCUGGAUGGCUCAUCGAGUGGGAGCGGCGCGGCCCACGCUGGGAGGAGGCCCGCGAGAAGCUCACCAACACGGCCACGGGCAUUGCCAACCUAACCAACGGCUUCGUCACGGGCAGCGCCACCUACGACAUUGAGGAGCGCACGCUCACAGCCCCGCCCGCGGACCCUAAAAACGAGGGCAUCGUCGAGGUGUCGCACCUGUCCGCCGUCUUUGGCGCCCCCGAGGUCAUCUCGGAAGCCCUGGAGUACUGGGGCGACGACGCGCCCGAGGGCUUCAAGGACGCCUGGCUCGACUAUUGUUACUACUACAGCGCGCCCGCCUCCGAGCAGGAGGAGCGCUAUGGCGAGGCGUUUGGGCGACUCAACCUGUACCAGGCCCACAUGCGUCUCACGGCGUAUUAUGCGCAGCAGAAGGAUGAUAAGGAGGUGGCGAUCCGCGCUUGGAAGGAAUUUUACGAGUCGACCGACGGCUUCCUUGCGGACCAGGAGUGGGCCAUGGAGGAGAUCAGUGGUCCAGAGGUCCUGCUGCCGAUUCACGAGGCUGCGUGGGUGUCGACGAAUGCCGCUGCGCAGUAUGGUUUGGCUGGUAUCCAGGGGCUGGCGUUAGUGAAAGAUGCUCUGGAGGAGUACUAG
Molecule: messenger RNA, 2745 nt
Organism: Emericellopsis cladophorae
Lineage: Eukaryota; Fungi; Ascomycota; Sordariomycetes; Hypocreales; Bionectriaceae
Exons: 1
Coding region: 1-2745 (914 amino acids)
Source: RefSeq, a predicted model, not a curated record